AUGACGAGAGUAGUCGUUACCGGAAUAGGCAUAGUCUCACCGCUUGGUGUAGGCUUACGACAUAAUUGGAAACGACUAAUAGCAGGAGACUCGGGUAUCAUAUCCACCACUCAAUUACCCAAUUACGCCAAGGAUGGAUGGGAUAAGAUCCCAUCAAAAGUAAUUGGAAAAGUCCCCGAGGGAUCCAUCGCCGAUGGCAAAUGGGACCCGCUGGACCAUCUACCCAAGUCCGAGAUUCGUCGAAAUGCUGAAUUUUCACAAUAUGGACUUGCAUGUGCACAAGAAGCGUUUUUGGACUCAAAGCUAAUUAAGGGAGAUGCGGCACAAGUAGAAUUGACAAAUAUGGACCCAAGAAGAAUAGGGGUUGCCGUUGGAAGUGGGAUUGGCUCAUUCCAUGAUGUUUACAACAAUGCUCAAGGAUAUAUGACGAGUGGAUACAAAAAAGUUCAACCAUUGUUCAUUCCUCGUUUACUCAACAAUAUGUGUGCCGGAAAUAUCUCCAUCAAGUACAACUUGAAAGGACCCCUACAUUCGGUAUCAACUGCAUGUGCUACUGGGCUUCAGGCUAUUGGAGAUGCAUACAAUUUUAUCAAGAUGGAUUAUGCCGACGUAAUGGUUUGCGGAGGUACAGAGAGCUCGAUCCAUCCUUUGGCGCUUGCAGGUUUUGCCAGAGCCAGAUCAGUAGUUACUGAUUUCAACGAUACACCGGAAAACGCAAGUCGUCCUUUUGACAAGGACCGAAAUGGGUUUGUACUAAGUGAGGGAUGUGGGAUACUUAUCUUGGAAAAAUUAGAACAUGCAUUAGCUAGAGGCGUAGGUGAAGAGGAGAUUUAUGGUGAAAUAUUAGGCUAUGGUAUCUCAGGUGAUGCAUAUCAUAUUACCGCGCCCAGGGAAGAUGGUGAAGGUGCAUAUAAUGCCAUGAGCCAGUCUUUGGAGCGAGCAAACUUGGACGCUAGCCAAAUUGGGUAUAUCAAUGCGCAUGCCACGUCCACCGUAAUUGGAGAUCGAGCUGAAAAUAAUGCAAUGAUGAAGAUUUUUGGGAAAAAGUCACAAACUGGAAACAAUCCUGAAAAGAAGUUUCCCCUAGUUUCAUCUACCAAGUCAUCUGUAGGUCAUUUACUAGGUGCUGCUGGAGCAGUAGAGUCAAUAUAUACUCUAAAUGCUAUAAAAACAGGAGAGAUUCCACCUACAUUGAACUUGAGUCUGCCGGGUGGUCACCCUGAAGACGAUUCUGAACAAUUCAAGACAUUUGACUAUGUUGCAAAUGAGGCAAGUAAGGGUGUAGAUUUGGACUAUGCAAUGUGUAAUUCAUUUGGCUUUGGUGGUGUCAAUAGUAGUUUGUUGUUUGGAAAAUACAAAAGUUUUGUUUAG
Molecule: messenger RNA, 1371 nt
Organism: Lodderomyces elongisporus
Lineage: Eukaryota; Fungi; Ascomycota; Pichiomycetes; Serinales; Debaryomycetaceae
Gene: CEM1
Product: fatty acid synthase
Exons: 1
Coding region: 1-1371 (456 amino acids)
Biological process (GO): fatty acid biosynthetic process
Cellular component (GO): mitochondrion
Molecular function (GO): 3-oxoacyl-[acyl-carrier-protein] synthase activity
Source: RefSeq, a predicted model, not a curated record